This is a messenger RNA of Drosophila simulans, 5095 nucleotides long. Its product is annotated as ecdysone receptor. Gene Ontology annotation, molecular function: nuclear receptor activity; zinc ion binding; ecdysone binding. Gene Ontology annotation, cellular component: nucleus. The record is from RefSeq and is a predicted model, not a curated record. Bases 1173 to 3821 code for a protein of 882 amino acids. Gene Ontology annotation, biological process: ecdysone receptor signaling pathway; negative regulation of transcription by RNA polymerase II; positive regulation of transcription by RNA polymerase II. The transcript has 6 exons. Lineage: Eukaryota; Metazoa; Arthropoda; Insecta; Diptera; Drosophilidae.
AACAUUCUGCUCGUCUCGCUCAUUGAUUUAGUAUUUUUUUGGACUUUGUUGUUAACGGUUGUUCGCUCGCACGUACGAAGCCCGAUCGCGUUCGUCAGAAAACAAGAUACAAAAUACAGCACACUCAAUUGAAAACGACAACCUAACAGUACGGUUUCCCAAAGCACCUAACAUUUCAAAAACCGAAACCCGCAAAAUGUUGUAACCAAAUAAUGUUUAAAUCACAUAUACACCUGCAUAUAUUUAUGAGAAAUUGUUAGACAAAUCCCAAAUAAUACCAGUUCCCCCAACAACCGCAACAAACACAAGUGCAAUUCAUCGGCAAAAAUUAAUAUAAAGUGCAAAUGCAUUGUAGCUGAAACUCAAACAAUAGUAAAAAUACAUACAUAAGUGGUGAAGAAGGAAAAGGAAAUAGUUCUUAAAAUAACGCAAAUCGAGAGCAUAUAUUCAUAUUUGUACAGAUAUUAUAUGGCGGCUGCAUAGUGCAAACCGUGCGGAUGAGGGAGUACAGCGGGACCGAAAUGUAAAUAGGAAACAACGAAGCCAGAACUCGAAAUCAAACAUCAGCAACGUGACACACAGACAUAAGACGCCCGUCUAGUCGUGGUCUGUGGAACGCCAGCUCCGCUUUGCCAGGAGCCGGAGACUUUUCCGCUUCCAAAAUAUUACAUAUGUACAUAUAUCGAAGGUAGUGCGCGAGUGAGUGAGGGAUUUGUGCCGUGGAUCCCGAUCCCCUUACAUAUACAUAAAGGUAGUGAAAAGAUUUUAUCCAACAUUCCAAAUAGUGCUUUGUCAACUGGAAUACCCUUUGUUCGAGAACGCAGUGGGCCCAUGGAUACUUGUGGAUUAGUAGCAGAACUGGCGCACUAUAUCGACGCAUAUGCUCUGAUUGUUUCCCGCACUAAAUGAGCAGGGAUUCGGGCGAAAAUGUAUUUUGAACGCAAGCAAGUGCGCAAAAAAUACUAGCUCCACCACGAAAUUCCACAAAACACCGCCACAAGUGAGCAGAACCUCGGGCCGCACUACCGAGCUUCGCACUGCAACAGAGGAUCUUACCAGGAGAUAGCUCUUCUCCACAUAUUGACCAACUGCCAGGGACAAGCUCCUUGUCCCCAGCCGACGCUAAGUGAACGGAAAACGGCCACAAAACGGCGACUAUCGGCUGCCAGAGGAUGAAGCGGCGCUGGUCGAACAACGGCGGCUUCAUGCGCCUACCGGAGGAGUCGUCCUCGGAGGUCACGUCCUCCUCGAACGGGCUAGUCCUGCCCUCGGGGGUGAACAUGUCGCCCUCGUCGCUGGACUCGCAUGACUAUUGCGAUCAGGACCUUUGGCUCUGCGGCAAUGAGUCCGGUUCGUUCGGCGGCUCCAACGGCCAUGGCCUAAAUCAGCAGCAGCAGAGCGUCAUCACGCUGGCCAUGCACGGGUGCUCCAGCACUCUGCCCGCGCAGACAACCAUCAUUCCGAUCAACGGCAACGCGAAUGGGAAUGCAGGCUCCACCAAUGGCCAAUAUGUGCCGGGAGCCACCAAUCUGGGAGCGUUGGCCAACGGGAUGCUCAAUGGGGGCCUCAAUGGAAUGCAGCAACAGAUUCAGAAUGGCCACGGCCUCAUCAACUCCACAACGCCCUCAACGCCGACCACCCCGCUCCACCUUCAGCAGAACCUGGGGGGCGGGGGCGGUAUCGGGGGAAUGGGCAUUCUUCACCACGCGAAUGGCACCCCAAAUGGCCUUAUCGGAGUUGUGGGAGGCGGCGGCGGAGUAGGUCUUGGAGUGGGCGGAGGCGGAGUGGGAGGCCUGGGAAUGCAGCACACACCCCGAAGCGAUUCGGUGAAUUCUAUAUCUUCAGGUCGCGAUGAUCUUUCGCCUUCGAGCAGCUUGAACGGAUACUCGGCGAACGAAAGCUGCGAUGCGAAGAAGAGCAAGAAGGGACCUGCGCCGCGGGUGCAGGAGGAGCUGUGCCUGGUUUGCGGCGACAGGGCCUCCGGCUACCACUACAACGCCCUCACCUGUGAGGGCUGCAAGGGCUUCUUUCGACGCAGCGUUACGAAGAGCGCCGUCUACUGCUGCAAGUUCGGGCGCGCCUGCGAAAUGGACAUGUACAUGAGGCGAAAGUGUCAGGAGUGCCGCUUGAAAAAGUGCCUGGCCGUGGGCAUGCGGCCGGAGUGCGUCGUCCCGGAGAACCAGUGUGCGAUGAAGCGGCGCGAAAAGAAGGCCCAGAAGGAGAAAGACAAAAUGACCACUUCGCCCAGCUCUCAGCACGGCGGCAACGGCAGCUUGGGCUCUGGUGGCGGCCAAGACUUUGUUAAGAAGGAGAUUCUUGACCUUAUGACAUGCGAGCCGCCCCAGCAUGCCACUAUUCCGCUACUACCUGAAGAAAUAUUGGCCAAGUGUCAAGCGCGCAAUAUACCUUCCUUAACGUACAAUCAGUUGGCCGUUAUAUACAAGUUAAUUUGGUACCAGGAUGGCUAUGAGCAGCCAUCUGAAGAGGAUCUCAGGCGCAUAAUGAGUCAACCCGAUGAGAACGAGAGCCAAACGGACGUCAGCUUUCGGCACAUAACCGAGAUAACCAUACUCACGGUCCAGUUGAUUGUUGAGUUUGCUAAAGGUCUACCAGCGUUUACAAAGAUACCCCAGGAGGACCAGAUCACGUUACUAAAGGCCUGCUCGUCGGAGGUGAUGAUGCUGCGUAUGGCACGACGCUACGACCACAGCUCGGACUCAAUAUUCUUCGCGAAUAAUAGAUCAUAUACGCGGGAUUCUUACAAAAUGGCCGGAAUGGCUGAUAACAUUGAAGACCUGCUGCAUUUCUGCCGCCAAAUGUUCUCGAUGAAGGUGGACAACGUCGAAUACGCGCUUCUCACUGCCAUUGUGAUCUUCUCGGACCGGCCGGGCCUGGAGAAGGCCCAACUAGUCGAAGCGAUCCAGAGCUACUACAUCGACACGCUACGCAUUUAUAUACUCAACCGCCACUGCGGCGACUCAAUGAGCCUCGUCUUCUACGCAAAGCUGCUCUCGAUCCUCACCGAGCUGCGUACGCUGGGCAACCAGAACGCCGAGAUGUGUUUCUCACUAAAGCUCAAAAACCGCAAACUGCCCAAGUUCCUCGAGGAGAUCUGGGACGUUCAUGCCAUCCCGCCAUCGGUCCAGUCGCACCUUCAGAUGACCCAGGAGGAGAACGAGCGCCUCGAGCGGGCUGAGCGUAUGCGGGCAUCGGUUGGGGGCGCCAUUACCGCCGGCAUUGAUUGCGACUCUGCCUCCACUUCGGCGGCGGCAGCCGCGGCCCAGCAUCAGCCUCAGCCUCCGCCCCAGCCCCAACCCUCCUCCCUGACCCAGAACGACUCCCAGCACCAGACACAGCCGCAGCUGCAACCUCAGCUGCAACCUCAGCUGCCACCUCAGCUGCAAGGUCAACUGCAACCCCAGCUCCAACCACAGCUUCAGACGCAACUCCAGCCACAGAUUCAAGCACAGCCACAGCUCCUUCCCGUUUCCGUUUCCGCUCCCGUGCCCGCCUCCGUUACCGCACCUGGUUCCUUGUCGGCGGUCAGUACGAGCAGCGAAUACAUCGGCGGAAGUGCGGCCAUAGGACCCAUCACGCCGGCAACCACCAGCAGUAUCACGGCUGCCGUCACCGCUAGCUCCACCACAUCAGCGGUACCGAUGGGCAACGGAGUGGGAGUCGGUGUUGGGGUGGGCGGCAACGUCAGCAUGUAUGCGAACGCCCAGACGGCGAUGGCCUUGAUGGGCGUAGCCCUGCAUUCGCACCAAGAGCAGCUUAUCGGGGGAGUGGCGGUCAAGUCGGAGCACUCGACGACUGCAUAGCAGGCGCAGAGUCAGCUCCACCAACAUCACCAACCCAACAUCGACGUCCUGCUGGAGUAAAAAGCGCAGCUGAACCCACACAGACAUAGGGGAAACGGGGGAGUUCUCUCCAGAGAGUUCGAGCCGAACUAAAUAGUAAAAAGUGAAUAAUUAAUGGACAAGCGUAAAAUGCAGUUAUUUAGUCUUAAGCCUGCAAAUAUUACCUAUUAUUCAUACAAAUUAACAUAUAAUACAGCCUAUUAACAAUUACGCUAAAGCUUAAUUGAAAAAGCUUCAACAACAAUUGGACAAACGCGUUGAGGAACAGGGAGAAAAACAUUUAAGAGAACCAUUGAAAAUCAUGAAAUUUAGAAUACAUUUUUUUUGGGUGGAUGUACGACGCAUCAGACUCACGAUCAAUUCUCGAAUUUUGUUAACUAAAUUGAUCCUCCAAACUGCAUGCGAAACAGAUCAGAAAAGAGAACAGACAGUAGGGCGUGAACAGAGGGAAGAGAGAAGAGAAUAAAGAUUGUUUAUAUUUAAAAAAUAUAUAAAAUAAUAAUUACUAACUCUAAACGUAAUGAAAGCAACUGUAUAAUAUCUAACUAUAACUAUAAAUUCGUACUGUAGGGAAGUGAGAAAAUCUGUUAAAUGAAACAAAAAAUUAUGAUAAUAAUACUAUCAUCCACCAUAAUUAAAAUCAUUUAAAAUAAUUAAAAACAAACCACUUUUAAAACACGCAAAACUUGGACUGAUUUUAUAAAUAUUUUUUAAUCAUAAAGAAAGGCAACCUGAAAAAAAUAUUACAAAAACCAAUAACAACAUAUUUUAUUAUGACACCCUUUUAUUUUUUCAAAACAAGAAUUUAAAUUCUUAGAUUCUUUCAAAUUAAUUUCAUCCAAAAAUAUUAGCCAGCAAAAACCUUAUUAUUGGCAUUGUUUUUAGACAUGUUUUCAAAAAAACUUUGAUAUUGAAACUAAACAAAGGAUAAUGAAAUGAAAGUGAUUGGAGUCUUACUCAAAAACCAAAAGGCAUCAAAAGGUAUUAAAUUUAAAAUAUAAUCUAAUUUCGAGUUCAACAAACACUUUUUGGUGGAAAAUAGUUUUCAAUCACUUUGAUAAAAACCACACAAAUGAAUAAAUACAUGCAUACACCAAAAGACUUCAAUAUAUAUUUUUAAAAUUUACAUUUGUAAUUCGAAAUUUGAAUAAGAAACACAUUCAUCUAAUUUGGCAAAAUCAAAAUUUUUUAUGAAAGCCACAAAAAAAAACGUGCAAAUUUGUUUACUUCGGCAA